Messenger RNA from Rhineura floridana, 442 nucleotides. It is a transcript of the gene ATP5MC3, whose product is annotated as ATP synthase membrane subunit c locus 3. Gene Ontology annotation, molecular function: proton transmembrane transporter activity. NCBI's taxonomy places the organism in Eukaryota, Metazoa, Chordata, Lepidosauria, Squamata, Rhineuridae. The record is from RefSeq and is a predicted model, not a curated record. Gene Ontology annotation, biological process: proton transmembrane transport; proton motive force-driven ATP synthesis. The coding region runs from base 1 to 390 and encodes 129 amino acids. The transcript is spliced from 3 exons.
AUGCGUGUUCCAGGCAAGCGUUUGGCCUACAACAAUAGAGGCCGGCACUCUGACCUCCUAGAGAGCCCGGUGCACACUGGCAACACAGUUUUCCUUAUUGGGGCUCACAACACUGGCAGUCAACUGGCACUAAGGGAGUUUCAAACUAGUGCUAUCAGCAGGGACAUUGACACGGCUGCCAAAUUUAUUGGUGCUGGUGCUGCCACAGUAGGAGUGGCUGGUUCUGGUUCUCGUAUCAGAACAGUCUUCGGGAGUUUAAUCAUUGGCUAUGCCAUGAAUCCUUCUCUGAAGCAGCAGUUAUUCUCCUAUGCUAUUCUGGGAUUUGCUCUGUCUGAAGCUAUGGGUCUCUUCUGUCUGAUGGUUGCUUUCUUGAUCCUGUUUGCCAUGUGAAAAGAUCUGUUUGUAACAUUGGUAUCAAUGAACUGCAGUGUGAUUCUGUGAA